AUGAAUUUUUGCACCACUUGUAAUAAUUAUUUACCCGCAGAAGUUUUUAUUUACAAAAACAAAACUUACAAGACUUGUGCGAAUUGCUUGGAUGCAAGGUCUAGAAAAAGAGCUGCGAAAAAACAAUCGACAACUGAUGAUAAUCAGCCUGAAAAAAAGGAGGAAAUAGUCUAUGAGGAAGUUGCUUUUGCUAAAAUUGUUGAUUAUAUUACUAGUAAAACCGCUAACCUUAACGAGAAUGACGUGUUAUCCUUCAAUCUUCGUGUCAAACUUGAUACUGCACAACAUGAUGCGAAGAAUAUGGUAAAGCUAAUAGUGGAUGAGAUUGAGGGAUUUGACGGAUAUGAUUGGGUGUUCACGACUGGUCCUGAAAUGUCAUUACGUCACCAUGAUGUCGGCUUGUUUAUUUGGCAUGUUCACAAUGCCGUGAACUUGAGCGUGAAUAUAAGAUGUCAAACCGAAAGAGAAUGGAUCAUUUUGACUGUCAUGAAUCUUCACAUGGAUCCUAUACAAUUACGGACACAUUUACGUCAAAUGUUUGAUAUUUCACUUAUCACCGAGAAACAAAUUUAUUAUUGGUGGUCAACAUAUUGUCAGCGCUUUUAUAAAUUAGAUGAAGACCAUAUAAUUUCUGCACGUCGCUUUUUUGAUGGAUCUCAUACCGAAUCCAGUGAGCUUUGCUUCGAUUGGAAUACUGACUUGGUUACAGCAAUCGGAUUUACAACUCCUCUAUUAGCCAAACUAUUACCAUUGUCGAGCGUGCAUUGUGAUGCGACUUAUAAGACAGCCAGAGGAUGCUUCGAACUCUAUGGAAUUAUCAGUAAUGUUGAGGGUGCAGGAUUUCCAAUAGCAUAUCUCGCUUUGAAUACUACGAAAGCGCAAGAUAUUGAAGAACAAACAGGGGAAAAGCUCAAGAGUCGUAAGCGAAUCUACCGCAAUCAAUAUCAGCCAAAUGAUGCUGUAGUAGAGUUUGAUUUCAUUGAUCCUGCAUUUAAGCCUGAUUUGGAACGUUCUGAGCCCGAAUACUACAUGGACAAUUCCUAA
Messenger RNA from Ambispora gerdemannii, 1044 nucleotides. The record is from the annotation of a GenBank genome assembly. NCBI's taxonomy places the organism in Eukaryota, Fungi, Glomeromycota, Glomeromycetes, Archaeosporales, Ambisporaceae.